Molecule: messenger RNA, 2765 nt
Organism: Struthio camelus australis
Lineage: Eukaryota; Metazoa; Chordata; Aves; Struthioniformes; Struthionidae
Gene: MTHFD2L
Product: methylenetetrahydrofolate dehydrogenase (NADP+ dependent) 2 like
Biological process (GO): tetrahydrofolate interconversion
Cellular component (GO): mitochondrion
Molecular function (GO): methylenetetrahydrofolate dehydrogenase (NAD+) activity; methylenetetrahydrofolate dehydrogenase (NADP+) activity; methenyltetrahydrofolate cyclohydrolase activity
Source: RefSeq, a predicted model, not a curated record
GUCCCGGGACCUCGCGGCGUGCCGGAGCGUGGAGAGCGGUGGCUUAGUUGAGUCCCUUGAAAAUGGGAUUUUCCUGCCUCUGUGUGGCAUCUGCAACCCGGCGGCUGAGUGAUGAAGCAACCAUUAUCUCGGGGACAAAGCUUGCUAAACAAGUCCUGAAAGAAGUUCAAAGGGAUGUAGAAUCAUGGAUAUCCCUUGGAAACAGGAGGCCUCAUCUCACUGUCAUAUUAGUAGGAGACAAUCCAGCUAGUCAUAUCUAUGUCAGAAAUAAGAUAAAAGCAGCUGCAGCUGUAGGCAUUUCUAGUGAGAUCAUACUGAGGCCUAAAGACAUUUCUCAGGAAGAACUCUUAGAUAUGACAGUCAAACUCAACAAAGAUUCAAUGGUUAGUGGUUUAUUAGUUCAGCUACCUCUCCCAGAUCACAUAGAUGAGCGAACUAUUUGUAAUGCUAUUGCACCUGAAAAGGAUGUGGAUGGAUUUCACGUUAUCAACAUGGGACGUCUGUGUCUUGAUCAGCCUUCUAUAAUACCUGCCACUGCUGCUGCCGUAUGGGAAAUUAUAAAACGGACAGGAAUACAAACAUUUGGUAAAAAUGUUGUUGUAGCUGGAAGAUCUAAGAAUGUUGGAAUGCCUAUUUCAAUGCUUUUACAUACUGAUGGAGAGCAUGAAAGGCCUGGAGGUGAUGCUACAGUGACCAUUACUCACAGAUAUACGCCGAAGGAGCAGCUCAAGAUUCACACUCAACUAGCUGACAUUGUAAUAGUAGCUGCAGGUAUCCCAAAGUUGAUUACAACUGAUAUGGUUAAAGAAGGUGCAGCUGUGAUUGAUGUAGGCAUCAACCACAUCCAUGAUCCUCUUACAGGAAAGACCAAGUUAGUAGGGGAUGUGGACUUUGAAGAAGUGAAGAAGAAAGCUGGCUUUAUCACUCCGGUGCCAGGAGGGGUAGGACCUAUGACUGUUGCAAUGCUUCUGAAGAACACACUCAUAGUUGCUAAAAAACUCAUUUACUAGAGCAAGCUGGCUACCUUGGAAGAAGAAACCAAGUUGUUCUAUUUAUUGAUACACGAAACUUAUUUUUUACUACAAAGAUAUUUAUUUCUACAUGGUAUUUAUUUUUUCAUGUAAAUAUAUUGAACCUGAUGGUUUACAAAAUGUUGAAAUACUUUGUGUUACCUCCUAUUGACUUAUUGUGAGGAAAAAUGAUUUGGAGAAUGCAGCCUUUGCAGAUAUGUUAUUGUUGGUCAAGUAUGUGUGUGAAAAUGAAGAACAAUGCAUGAUUUACAGAUAUACGUGUGUAUCUGGGAUGGGUGCAAUAUACAAAAUUGCUUAAGCUCUUGGGACCCUCAGUGUCGAUCAAACUGUGUGAAAUCUAGGUUUCAACAUGCUAAGUUACUUUUGAAAAUAUGCUUUAGGUUCCGCAGUCAUUAAGCCAUCUCAGGUAUUAUGUGAAAAUUUGUAUCCCUUGGAAGACGCUUACAGACUCAAGAUUUCUGCCGUUAAGGAGUGAAAAACUAGAAUUGGUGUUUCAACUGCAAGGCGGUAAUAUUGACAUGAAGACAGAUGCUGGGUAUGCAUUUCAAAACUGUCAUGUAAGCUUGAACAUCAUGGGCAAAAUUCUGACCUUAAGUACAUACAAAAAGGUAGGCGUGAAUAAGGGGCUAGAACUGAGGCUGGAAUUGGUCUUUCAGUAUCCAGAUUGAUGAUUGACAAAAUGUUAGUGUAUGCUGCUGUUACCCACCAAAAAAAGCUGUGAAUAGAUAACUGAGCAGGAUCAUUAGAAUGUAUUUAAAACUACUGUGGAAGCAUAUUUAUAUAUAACAAAAAAAAAAAAAAGCAGGAGUUGAUCCAGGAUGAAAUGUUUGUGCUGGAGUUUUAAGUCACAUACUGUCUUUUAUCUUCUGUGACUGCAUUAAGGGUUCUUAGUUCCUGUUGUAAGGCUGGGUCCUGUGACUGCUUGGCCUCAAUAUUUUGCUGCUUACAAAGGACUGAUUACAAAAUUUGCUGUUUACAGAGGACUGUGUGGGGGUAAGAAGAUGCCUGCUCUGAAAAGAAAAUAGAAACUGGGAAAAUAAGUGGGAGAGGGAUGAUCAUCUUUCUCCUCCCCUCCCUCCCCCCCACCCCCCCAAAGCAUUUAGUUCCAAAGGUGGAUCUAAGAUAGUCUAAUACAAUAUAAAAGUUGGAGUGGAGUUACUGGCAAAAAGCCAAUUUGACAAAGUGUGUUCACUAUUAACAUGAAGAGCCUAUGCCACUUCCCACUAAAGUUAGCGGGAGUCAGUUUGGGCUGUUACCUUCACAUUUUUAUUUCAGUUGGGAUAAUUUCAGUUUACUUUAAUCAGAAGCCUUUGUUGUUUGCCAGUAGAUUAUAGAUUGUCUGAAAGAAAAAAAAGAAAGUGGUUAAAUACUUCUCCCUUUGAACAAACAAAUGUGCUUGCUACAAUAAAAAAGAUGGAGCAUUGCUUCUGUUCUGAUUAUUCUUCUGAUGAUCUUUUUUAGAGUUUUUGCUUACUACAGAUUUUGCAAAAGAGAUUGAGAAAUUAAUUUUAAUCUACAAUCCUGUAGAUGCUUGCUUAUCUUUUGAAAUUUAAGGAGUGGUAUAAAUGUUAGCAGGAUCAAAGCAUAUGAAGAUAAGACACUAAAUGGUCAAUCUAUCGGUGGCUAAGGAGGAAUAAAACUUGAUCACUGUUAUGCUCAUCUUAUUGUGAGAAAUGUGUUAAUACAGGUUUGUGUGUGUGUGUGUUUUCUUUUUUUUUUUUAAUAACUCUGUUA